GGCGACGGGGUUGUGUGUGUGUGUGUGUGUGUAACUGAAGAGGCUGGACCUCCAGCCGCUCCAUGGCCGGGCGGGAUUAAGUUUCAUGGCUGUCUGUGUGUUUAUCCUCCCGUUACUUCAGGAGGGGAAAGGGAGCAGAGGGGCAGGGAAAAGGCCCCCUUCAAGUCUGGCUCAAAGAGAGAAAACCCCCAGGGCUGAACCAAACAAUAACCCUUCAGCUCCAAAGCUACAGCUGAACUCGUGAGGGGGGGAAAAGUGUGUGUAUGUGUGGAGGGUCAUCUCUGGAGAAGCAACUAAGCGGGAAAUUAACCCUUCAGCUCCAAAGCCCACCCGCAGCCGGACUUGGGGAGGGAAAGGGGGGCAGCUCUGGAGACUGAGAAGCAGACCCGGCCUGGAAGAUCCUCAUAUUAACAACUGUUUAGUGAACUGGGAAUUAAGCACGUGGAAACCAUGUUGGAAACAAUAGAUACACAUCGGGCCCUCCAGGCAGUGGAACGUCUGCAAGCCAAGUUACGUGAAAGAGGUGAUACCUCAAACGAAGAGAAGUUGAGCUUACUGAAGUCAGUGUUGCAAAGUCCCUUGUUUAAUCAAAUCUUGAACCUUCAAAUUUCUCUUCCACAAUCAAGAGAUCAGGUCAACGUUGCACCUUUGGUCACCUCGCCUGGAGAGAUCUUGCAGCUUCCCCAUCAUGGUUCUACACUCCCAAAUGUGGGUUCUUCAUUCCAGAAUGAGUCCUAUCUGUUGGCUCAGUCAAAUGGUAGCCUUUCUAGUGGGCUGGGAGCAGGCAUACGAUCAGUCACUCCUCAAAUUAAUGGAAAGUUUACCAGUGAUGAAUUUGAAUUACUUAUCAGAAAUAUGGCACAGGGGCGCCUUGUUGAAACUAUAGAACUUGUAAAGCCUUCAAAUGGUGGCCUGGGAUUUAGUGUGGUUGGUCUGAAGAGUGAAUACAGAGGAGAGCUGGGUAUAUUUGUGCAGGAGAUCCAAGACGGAAGUGUGGCACAAAGAGAUGGAAGACUGCAGGAAGCAGAUCAAAUCCUUGCUAUUAACGGGCAAGCUCUUGAUCAGACAAUUACACAUCAACAGGCUAUUGGCAUCUUACAGCAAGCAAAAGAUAUUGUUCAGCUGGUUGUUGCUAGGGGUUCUUUGCCUCAGCUCAUCAGUCCUAUAAUUUCUCGAUCUCCAUCAGCUGCUAGUACAAUCUCAGCCCAUUCCAAUCCGGUUCAUUGGCAACAUGUUGAGACAAUUGAGUUGGUGAAUGAUGGGUCAGGUCUGGGAUUUGGGAUAGUGGGUGGAAAAUCAACUGGAGUAAUCGUUAAAACCAUUCUUCCAGGAGGAAUAGCUGAUCAGAAUGGUAGGCUGUGCAGUGGAGACCACAUCUUGAAAAUUGGUGAGACAGAUCUGAGUGGAAUGAGCAGUGAGCAAGUAGCCCAUGUGCUGAGGCAGUGUGGAAACAGAGUGAAACUGGUGAUAGCCAGAGGUCCCAUAGAAGAGCCUGCACCACCAGCGGUUCCUCCAGGGACACCAGUACAGACGUUCAUGGUAGAUAACCAGAGAGAGGAAGAGACACAAGUCGAUACUGUUGCAGAUGGAAACACUUUUGAAGUGACACUUACGAAAGACAUCCAAGGAUUAGGAAUAACUAUUGCUGGCUAUAUUGGAGACAAAACUUCAGAACCCUCUGGGAUUUUUGUGAAGAGUAUCACAAAAGGCAGUGCAGUUGAGCAUGAUGGUAGAAUCCAGGUUGGAGACCAAAUUAUUGCAGUGGAUGGAACAAAUCUUCAGGGUUUUACCAACCAGCAAGCAGUGGAAGUUUUGCGGUGCACGGGCCAGACAGUUGGACUCACAUUGGUCAGGAGAGGCCUUAAACAGGAAAUUCACAUGCGGCCUCAUGAGGACUUCAGUGGUGCUGUUGAAAAGGAUAUAAUUUUUCAAAUGAUGGAUAUUGGCACAGGCAAAGAAAGCUGUGAAAGAGAGCAGGAAUCUCCAUUAAUGUCAUGCAGUACCAGUGUGGUUCACAUUGGAGAAGACAUUAGUCCACAACAACCAGGUUUUCAGAUAACUUCCACAGAUGAAGAAAUGUCAUUACAUAACAAAUGGCAGACAAUUUUGGGAACAAAUUAUGAAGUUGUGGUAGCUCACGUGAACAAGUUUAGCGAAAGCAGCGGACUGGGGAUAAGCUUAGAAGCUACAGUGGGACAUCAUUUCAUCCGAUCUGUUUUGCCAGAAGGGCCAGUUGGAAGAUGUGGCAAGCUGUUCAGCGGAGAUGAAUUGCUGGAAGUAAAUGGAAUAUCAUUGCUUGGAGAAAAUCAUAAGGAUGUGGUAAAUAUUUUAAAAGAACUGCCCAUCAAAGUCACAAUGGUUUGUUGCCGUUCAGCUCCACCUGCAAAGAACCCAGCCUUGGAGGAGUCUCAUAUGAUGGAACAGUCUCAUAUAGAUCUUGGUGGACUGCCUGGCUCUUCAGAGACAGAGGACACUAACUUGGAAAUGCCUGAUAUGAGCCAGAAUACAGAUGAAGCUCAAGGAUCGUCUUUGGCAAUGUGGGAAACGGAAGUACAGAAAAUUGAAUUAGAGAAAGGGAGCAUGGGACUAGGUUUUAGCAUAUUAGAUUACCAGGACCCAAUGGAUCCUGCAAACACCGUGAUUGUGAUCCGCUCUCUUGUUCCUGGUGGUGUUGCUGAAGAAGAUGGCAGACUUCUCCCAGGAGACAGGCUCAUGUUUGUCAAUGACAUCAACCUGGAAAAUGGCAGCCUGGAGGAAGCUGUGCAGGCCCUGAAAGGAGCACCAAUGGGAAGAGUUGGAAUUGGAGUCGCUAAACCAUUGCCUCUUUCACCAGAAGAGGGCUAUGUUUCUGCUAAGGAAGAUUCCCUUUUCUACACUGCCCAGUCCUUUGAGGAGGAAGGGCUAGCUGAUUCAGCCCUCUUCCAUGCUGAGCUGGCUCUGGUGGACUCAAGUGAGGCAGAUCUAGCGGAGGAAUCCACCUUUGAAUCACAGUAUUCUCCAGACAAUGAUGCUACAUUCCAGUCUCCAGUUUCAGCUCUACAUGGCAGCACCUCUGUUGAUGAUCUGAAGUAUAAUUCCUCUUCAACUCCCAAGACGGUGUGCAAAGAAAGUUGUGAUGCCUCAACCAGUUAUCGUCAAUUGUCUGACCAGAACUUGUACACUAUGGAUCUAAUGCAAAGAAGAAUGGAGAGUAAAUCUUCUGUAGAUGUGUUUGUGGAAGAGUCUGCUAUAUCUUGUCUUGUGAGUCCCACAACACAUUCUUCUAAGAAACUAGUUGAACAUGAAAACACAAAUAUUUGGAAACAGUCUUCAUUAACACCUGAACUUUCACACAAUGAGGACUUGACUCUCAAAAUGCCAUCUGAUUCUGUUGGGAAGGAAAAUAAUAGUCUAACACAUUCUGGGAACUCUUCUGCAAUCCUUAAUACAAACAGAAACAAAUUUGAGAAGACUAUUACUAUUGCAAAAGGGAAUUCGAGUUUAGGAAUGACAGUAAGUUCCAAUAAAGAUGGCUCAGGAAUGAUAGUCCGGAGCAUCAUCCAUGGUGGUUCUAUUAGUCGUGAUGGGCGAAUCGGUGUAGGAGACUGCAUACUGUCUAUUAAUGAGGAACCUACCACUAAUUUAACCAAUGCACAGGCGCGGGCAAUGCUGAGGAGACAUUCUCUCAUUGGACCAGACAUAAAAUCUUCUCCAGCACCUGCUGAUGAUCAGGCCCCCUUUUAUGUUAUUAGCUAUGUGCCAGCAGAGCAAUUAGAAGAGUAUCAGGCCAGUUUAACCCAGCAAUCAGAAGGAGCUAUGCCAUUAGAUGUUUUCCCUUCCCAUGCUGUGAGAGAAAUCCCAGAACUACCAGAACGUGAAGAAGGGGAAGGAGAAGAAAGCGAACUUCAGAAUGCCAGCUAUAAUAACUGGAACCAACCAAGACGGGUUGAGCUCUGGAGGGAGCCUAGCAAAUCCCUGGGAAUCAGCAUUGUUGGUGGACGAGGAAUGGGAAGCCGCCUGAGCAGCGGAGAAGUCAUGAGAGGAAUCUUUAUCAAGCAUAUUCUUGAAGACAGCCCUGCUGGCAAAAAUGGAACCUUAAAAACAGGAGAUAGAAUAGUAGAGGUGGACGGGAUUAACCUCAGAGAUGCGAGCCACGAACAAGCUGUGGAAGCCAUACGGAGGGCAGGCAAUCCUGUAGUCUUUAUGGUACAAAGCAUUAUAAACAGACCAAGGCCAGAAUCUCUCUAUAGCUCUUUAUCGUCUUCUGCUCCCAGUGGGCAGAAAUCUAAUAAUCCAUUUUACCACCAAUCAUCACAGAACCUCCUUAUGCCUUAUCUGCAGUACAACCCUUUCAGUAAGCCUCCUGCCUUCAGCAGCACUAACCCUUUUGUUGAUCCUCUCCAGUUCAACACUAACAAGGACGUGCAGCAUCCAAUUAGAUUUACCUCCAGUUGCUCCCCAUGUAACCCCUUUGCACCUACACCAUUUAAGGCAUCCAGUCAGUCAGAUUCAGAGCCAGAAAAGAUUUCAUCCUGUAAUUUGCCUCUGCCUCCUCCUUCAGUAUCUUCAGGAAUGAGUGGGGAGGUGGUGCCACAGUCCUGUAACAAGCACCCAGAAGACUGGGAUAAGGAAGACGAGUUUGGAUACAGCUGGAAAAAAAUCAGUCACCGGUAUGGUAAUCUAUCUGGAGAUCUCCACAUGAUAGAAUUGGAGAAAGGGAAGGCUGGCUUAGGACUUAGCCUUGCUGGGAACAAAGACCGGUCCAAGAUGAGCGUUUUUGUUGUGGGAAUUGAUCCAAAUGGAGCAGCUGGAAAAGAUGGCAGGCUGCAGAUUGCAGAUGAGUUACUGGAAAUAAAUGGGCAAGUUCUAUAUGGAAAGACCCACCAGAAUGCAUCUUCAAUAAUUAAAUGUGCACCUUCUAAAGUGAAAAUAAUAUUUGUCAGAAACAAAGAUGCUGUCCAUCAGAUGGCAGUUUGUCCUGGGAAUUCAGCAGAGACCUCUACUACAUCUUCUGGGACUCAGCAUGAUGAGGGUGAAGUGAAUCAGAGUCCUGUUCCAUCUGUAGAUUUGAGUUUAUAUAAGAAUAUUCUAAAUGUGGAACUUCCUAAGGAUCAAGGUGGCAUAGGCAUUGCCAUUGGUGAAGAAGACACAUUUAAUGGUGUGGUUAUUCAGAGUAUAACAGAGCAUGGUGCAGCAGGAAAGGAUGGCAGGAUUAAAGUUGGAGAUCAGAUUUUAGCAGUGGACGAUGAAAUUGUUGUGGGAUACCCUAUAGAGAAGUUUAUCAGUUUGUUGAAGACAUCAAAGCCCAUAGUGAAGCUCACAGUCAAUUCAGUAGAACCGGAGACUCAGACAGCUGGUCAGCCACAUCCCCUGAGUUGCAUUACUACUUUGGGUGAGAAAACUAAUAUCCAGCAGCCAGCAAUUCUUCCACCUUCUGAAUCACCAGAACCGGAGUCAAUUAAAAACACAAGCAGGUCUUCAACGCCAGCAACAUUAGCUUCUGACCCAACAACAUGCCCCAUCAUCCCUGGCUGUGAAACUACAAUUGAUAUAUCCAAGGGGCGUACUGGUCUUGGCUUGAGCAUUGUAGGAGGAGCUGACACUUUACUGGGAGCUAUUAUUAUCCAUGAAGUUUAUGAAGAAGGAGCAGCUUCCAAAGAUGGAAGACUGUGGGCUGGUGAUCAGAUCUUGGAGGUGAAUGGUAUUGACCUAAGGAAUGCGACACAUGAUGAAGCCAUAAAUGUUCUCAGACAGACGCCUCAAAAAGUCCGCCUCACUGUUUAUAGGGACGAAGCCCAAUAUAAGGAGGAAGACAUGUAUGAUGUACUUAGCAUAGAAUUACAAAAGAAACCAGGAAAAGGUCUUGGACUCAGUAUUGUUGGGAAAAGAAAUGAUACUGGAGUAUUUGUAUCAGACAUUGUCAAAGGAGGUAUAGCAGAUCUAGAUGGGAGAUUAAUGCAAGGCGAUCAGAUAUUAAUGGUGAAUGGUGAAGAUGUUCGAAAUGCUAACCAGGAGGCAGUGGCUGCUUUGUUAAAGUGCUCAUUAGGUACAGUCAGACUAGAAGUUGGAAGAAUAAAGGCAGGUCCAUUCCAUUCGGAGAGGAGAACGUCUCAGAGCAGCCAGGUCAGUGAAGGAAGUGGCAGCCUAUCAUCCUUCAGUUUCCCAGGUUCUGGAUUGAAUGUACCUGAAAGUUAUGAGAACACUCUGAAGAAGAAUUCCUUGGCAUCUGAAAUACAAGGAUUACGAACAGUGGAAAUCAAAAAGGGCCCUUCAGAUUCUCUGGGAGUUAGUAUUGCUGGAGGAGUUGGAAGCCCCCUUGGAGAUGUUCCCAUUUUUAUAGCCAUGAUGCAUCCCAAUGGAGUUGCAGCACAAACGCAGAAACUUCGGGUUGGAGACAGAAUUGUGAGCAUUUGCGGAACAUCUACAGAAGGCAUGACUCAUUCUCAGGCUGUUAGUUUGCUGAAAAAUGCUUUGGGCACAAUUGAAAUACAGGUUGUAGCUGGUGGAGAUGUCAGUGUUAUUACCAGCCAGCAGCAAGAUCCACCAACGUCAAGUCUUUCAUUUGCAGGACUAACGUCAAGCAGCAUAUUUCAAGAUGAUUUAGGACCUCCACAAUACAAAACCAUCACUUUGGAUCGAGGACCAGAUGGCUUGGGCUUCAGUAUUGUUGGUGGGUACGGAAGUCCUCAUGGAGAUCUACCCAUUUAUGUUAAGACAGUAUUUGCAAAGGGCGCUGCUGCAGAAGAUGGACGCCUAAAGCGAGGGGAUCAGAUCAUCGCUGUCAAUGGACAGAGCUUGGAAGGGGUCACACAUGAAGAAGCUGUAUCUAUUCUGAAAAGGACAAAAGGAACUGUCACAUUGACUGUUCUCUCUUGAACCCUCUAACCAAAGAGGUCAGCACACAAUUACUCUGUCCAAAUUCGUUUAGCAAAGAGAAUGGACAUGUUUAUGUAGCUCUCUUGUAGUUGCAAGUUGUCAGGUUCUUCUACAUCAAAGGUGAAAAAUUAACAAAUGAUCCUAUUUUUAUAAACAGUAGAAAUAUUUUCUUGCAAAGGAUUUCAGAGAUUGGUUCUGUAGUAUAGGACUGUGACAGGAGACCUGAAGAACAGCAUUAAUACAUCGGAGGGGCAUGGAGACAACAUGGAGGCAGAAUAAAAGGACCAAAAAAAUAAGAGAUAUUUUGAUAAUGUUGAGACACAUGGUGUUGGGUGAAAUAAGUUGGAUGUUUUGGUGUUCCAAACAUGCAUAAUCCUUGGAUGUUUGUUUAUACCAGCAUUACAUAACGAAUGCUAAGUUAACAGACAGAAGUUUUAAAAACCUGAAUUGAUCAGACUGAUUAACUUGUACUGCUGCUGUUAAUUAUAUGCUCAGCAGUCAAAUGUGAAGUUUCAACCCUUUUCUGUAAUAAUUUUGGAUGGGGAAAAACACAUGUUUUUUUUUUAAAAAAGAAAAGGUUUUAGAAGCUUGUUCAGCAUUCAUGAAAACUGUCGUUUCUGACCAUUGUUUUUAUUCACUAGUAGCAAAAAGCCCGUCAUUGCAGUCAGUGCCUCUCUGUUAUGUCCCAGGGAUAUAGGUCACCUCCUCUUCCUUCUCUGUACAGUUUCUGGCAGUGAUAGCCAGGCCAUCCAAGGUCAAAGUGGCAAAGUAGAUUUUCCUAUUUGCAUUGUGUCUACUAUUCCCUACAGGGGCGAAUGUUAAUUAUUACACAGAUGCAUGCAUAAAUGCACACACCUAAUAGCUUUUGUUGGAGAUUUUGAUCUUAAAUCCUGGCUUUGACCCUAAAUCUUUAUAUUAAUUGCAGAGGAAACUUUGGAAAUGUUAACAUUCUAGAAGGUAAAUGUAGAGGCUGUUAUUUUCAAUAAUUUUAUGUACUUAACUAUAUAAAUUUGGCCUCCUCUAUAUGAUAUUUGGAAUCCCCUAUAUAAUGAGUUACAGCAUGACUCCCGUAUCUGCGAAGAAUAUAUUUUGAAUUUAGAGUGAAAAUGUGAAACAACUAAUAGUGAACCUUAUUGAAAUGAACAACUUAUGGUGAAAAUAUACUAUAGAAUCACGCUGGAGGACCUAGAAAAUGCUCAGAAGAACUUCAUUUCAAGAAUUGGAGGAUAUGAAUUUAUCAACAUUUGAAAAUUUCUUCAUCUGAAAAACAGAAGAAUUUAAAACAUCCCGCUGUGGUAAAAGAUGAAACUAAUUUGUUUUUCCAAACUUUGAACUAUAAAUUUUUGAACUCUCAGAAGUCUGGAAGAUUAGAACUCUUGGCUUUUAGGGAUGAAUUGGGAUUGCUACCCAUUUUAUAUAUAAACAGAUACAACCUAGUACUCUCCAAACUGAGAAGUGAAUGUAUUGAAGUGGUGGAAUAUUUUUGUUGGAUUCUUUUGCAAAAUUCAUUGAGACUCAUACAUUUCUUUUUAUUUGUUUUUUAAAACCUUUGAAUUCUAGAAAAAAAAGCUAAAGCCCAUCCUUACUCAGGAACCUGAGUUAGUAAGAGUAUGAAGUCAGAUGUCUUAAGGAAGGCAUUGCGUUAAAUCAUACUUAAGUCUCUCCAAGUAUAGUUUAGAAGAGUUAAUUCUUGGAGCUACAACUCUCAGAAACCUCCAGGCAACAUAGUCAACCCUCAACCUUAUGAUUCCAUUCUUGUACUGUCGUCAUUUGUCUAAGAGGUUGUGAAUGCAAUUCAAGAGAUGUCUGUAAAAUUAAAGUGUAGUUUUGGGAUGUAACCCAAAGAGAAUUAUAAUCACUAUUGCCAGGAGCCAAGAGGAACGAGAGAUCACAUCUGGGGCAAAUUUUAGAGAGCUGUCUGUGCCUGCUGUUUUUAUAUGAUGUAUACCUAAAUUCAUAACAAAUAGAUUAUUUGCUCUUUCUUAUCAGUACAGUGAGAACUUGUUUCUGUGAAAAUUUAUUCCUCAUAACAGCAUAUUAUAUUUGUGGUUGACGGGAACAAAUGCUUCUCAUCCCCAGACAUUAUUUGAUGCUGGAUGUUGUUUGCUCUUGUUCAUGUCUGGUAUUUUAAUUCAAAUGCUCAUAAAAUGGUUAAUAUCAGGACAUAAGGAGCACACUAGGCUCCCACCAUGAUCAUACCACAUCUGCAGUCAUGAAUUCUGAUGAGUGACGCUUAGACUCUCCUGUGCAGACUAUCACUCCAAAUCUGAAAUGAUGGAUGUAACAAUAUGGCGAGGUCCUGCAAUGCCCCCUCUGCAUACAUUAAUUUUAAACCUUUUUGUGAUUACUGCUAUAGGGCUUAACUUUGUGCAUAUUCAAACAAUACCAAACCCUAGGACACAUUGGAUUUUUCUCACUCAUAUGAUUCUCAAAACAAAGAGUAGCUCUGUGAUGUUGAAGGAAAACAAGGAACAAAAAUAAUUUGCAGUUGAAAACAUAUGCAGUUGAUAUUCAGAAAUCGGUGAGGGAGAAGCAAAAGUUUAAAGCAUAAUAAUCCUAAGUAUAUUCACCCAGAUCGAAGUGACUUCGACUGUAAUCCUAUACACACCUAAAUAGGACAAGGUCCUGUUGAACUCCUUUUUUCUGAGUUGGUGUUUAUAGUGUAUUGCCAUUCUGUCCCUUGUGAGUAUCUACUCUUUCAAUCUGCAUAUAAUGUUGUAUUCGUUUCUCUAACUUCUUACCUUGCCCCACAGUACAGUUUUCUAUGGGCAUCACAGAGCCCUCUGUAUUUUAUCUUAUUCUGCUUAUCCUACAUUAAAAGUUUAAAUUUCAUAAGAAUAGCCCAAACCAGGAUUUUGUGAACCUUUUCUUUUAUCUGUAGCAUGUACCUAGUUUUCAGAGAGUAAGCAGUGGUUAAUUAUCACUUUGAGAGAGAGAGAGAUGAUGCAGAAGAAAGUAAGUUCAAAAGAACCACAAGUCCUUUUCCUACCCAUCCUAGAUAUGCCAAGGUUUUUCACUGUUCUCAGGGCUUGCUGGUUAGGUCUCAUUUUGUUUAAAGCAUUCCAUUUUUACCCUUUUUGUGGAAAUCAUGAUGCAUCACUUUGUGCUUUACUAUCAAGGGUUCUUAGAGAAUGGAAACUUCUAUAGAUUUAAGGCAAUCUAGCACUGGCCUCAUGCUAAAUUACCUUUGUAAGUUACUAAUGGCUGGCAUUGCUUCUACUAAGAAGAAAAACUAAUUUUCAAGUAAAAUAUUGCACCAGAGGAGAAGACUGUGAAGUCUAUGAAAGCAGCUUGAAAAAAAGGUUAAACAUGUACAAGUCUUGCAGGAAACAUUUUCCCCAUCCCCAAAUCCCUUUCUUAUGCUGGAAAUAGCCACUUGACUACAGAGUUCAUAAGACAGUAAACUUUUACAGCCAAAUUAGGAAGGCUAUCCAAAUGUGUGCUAUUUCCUUAGAACAUUGUAAUGGGAAAAAUUUAAACUUCUUUUCAUAGCAAUAUGUUAUGCUUGUUGCUAAAGUAGUGUUACAUCUUUUGAUGCAUUCUCUCUUUAAACUAUAAUGGAAAAGUAAGGUUUUUCAUUCACCAGAACAAAGAUGUGUCAUCAGUUUCCUACUGUUUUCUUGAGUCUUGUUGAUUGCUUCACAAAUUUUCAAGAAAAUAUAAGAGGCUAUUGACUGAAUUGUUGAUGUUUAAUGAAAGGGGAAAUUUAAAGACAAACCAGUUAGAAAAAAUAGGAGAGGCACAAGUAGCUUUUCUUCAGAAUGAGGGGGAAAUAGGACGUUUCUAGAGCUAUUUUUAGAAAUCUGUUAGUUAAGAAAAAUUUAAAUGAAUGAAGUCAUUUGGUAUCAUUAAUUAAUUACAGAUGUUCCAUGGGCUAGUCCCCAUAAAAUACAGUAACUGGAAGCAAUCAGUGUUGAAUUACUGUCUUGUAUGCACUAACAGCUUAGAAUGUGUCAUGGCUACUUUACAAUAUGUGCAACCACUUGAAAUAUUCUCUAUAUUUGUAACAGAUGUAGUGUACAGAUAUUUUAUUACUGCCAUUGUGUCUAAAUGCAGAAUUUUAGUUUAAUAAAUGUGAAGCUGUCUGUGGUGAACAAA
Messenger RNA from Anolis sagrei ordinatus, 10953 nucleotides. Lineage: Eukaryota; Metazoa; Chordata; Lepidosauria; Squamata; Anolidae. The record is from RefSeq and is a predicted model, not a curated record.